Limulus polyphemus (Atlantic horseshoe crab) is the source of this 996-nucleotide messenger RNA. Its product is annotated as carbohydrate sulfotransferase 11-like. The transcript has a single exon. NCBI's taxonomy places the organism in Eukaryota, Metazoa, Arthropoda, Merostomata, Xiphosura, Limulidae. Gene Ontology annotation, molecular function: sulfotransferase activity. Gene Ontology annotation, cellular component: membrane. Gene Ontology annotation, biological process: carbohydrate biosynthetic process. The record is from RefSeq and is a predicted model, not a curated record. Bases 1 to 996 code for a protein of 331 amino acids.
AUGGAUGUUUUUCUAAAUGUUUUAAGAUUUUCAUGCAAACUCGGGGUACCAACCCAAAGAUCUUUCAUUUUCCAGAAAAUUAGGCUGGUCAGGUUUCGAGAAAAGCUGAGAGAUCAAGACAGACAGCCUGAAAUAUAUCGUAGAGUGAAGCGAAUGACAGAAAUCUGUAAAAAAUACAACAUGAAAGGCGAAUUUUCUUCUUACAAAGAACUUAUUGGUGGUGAAUUUCGCUAUGUCGCCCUCGGGAUAAGUAACGAACCUUUGCUGAGACUUCGAAGCAACCGGGACUACAAGAUGGCAACGUGUGUUAACCUCAAGUCUGGAAGCAGUAGUGCUUUAGGCUUUUUAUUCAUAGUUCCAAAUAAUCGACAUAAAUAUCCUCAUGGUGAUGUACACUUAAGAAGCAGAACACCCUAUAUUUGCCUCAGUUUUGAAGAAUAUAAAAAUGGCUCAUUUCCUGGCUUCUUGCUUUACAUGUUUGUACGUCAUCCUUUUACACGACUAGUGUCUUUCUAUCGCGAUCGCAUUCUUUAUCAUUACAAACAGAACAACACCGAAAGAACAUCAAACCUGCCAGAUGUUCACAGUGAACUGACGCUUCCUAUGAAAUAUUUAGAAGGAAAACCAAUUACCUUUCGAGAUUUUAUACAGGUUGUGCUUCGUGCUGAUUUUCACAAACCAGAGACAUUUGAUUUCCAUUGGUUACCAAUAUGGAUGGCGUGUGCACCUUGCCAUAUUCAGUACAACUUUAUAGGAAAAGUGGAAACUAUGUCUGAUGAUUUCAAAUACCUAAGUUCACUCACAGGUCUCACAAAUGAACUGGCAGAACGACCACAAGGUAUAUGGUUUCAUCGCAGUGAAAGAAGCAAUGUCACUUCUUCAAGUCUAACUCGUCAGUUUUUCUCAAAUAUUCCAAAGCAAGAAAUUAAACAAUUGUAUGAGAAAUACAAACUAGAUUUUGAAUUGUUUGAUUAUUCACUGAACGAUGUUCUAUGA